This is a messenger RNA of Drosophila subpulchrella, 3046 nucleotides long. It is a transcript of the gene Trpml, whose product is annotated as mucolipin-3. The transcript has 3 exons. Lineage: Eukaryota; Metazoa; Arthropoda; Insecta; Diptera; Drosophilidae. Gene Ontology annotation, cellular component: plasma membrane; lysosomal membrane. The record is from RefSeq and is a predicted model, not a curated record. The coding region runs from base 246 to 2204 and encodes 652 amino acids. Gene Ontology annotation, molecular function: NAADP-sensitive calcium-release channel activity.
UUGUUCCAGCUCUAUUGAAAACAAAGCAAUUAUCUAGGUCUUUUGACCAGUAUUUAAUUUAAUUUCGCUGGCAAAAGUCGCGCCUUAAUUACCAACUAAUUACAUAUUUACCUCCCCUCCCCCGAUUGCUUGUUGGCCUGUGCAGAUUCUUCUUUUGCAUGUCGACCGGACGGGCAAAGGAAAGAUAGCACGGAGAACAACAACGCAGGUGAAUUGACCUCGCGACGAAGGAGGAGCACAUCGAGAUGCAGAGCUACGGCUCCGGAGCCCAGGCAGCUCCGGCCGUGAAGCGCCGUACGGACAGCUACGAGGCUGCCCAGCAGCAGCAACAGUCUCCGGAGAGCGAGGAGGAGUAUGUGAACACCAGGAUCCUGCGUCGCCAGGUGCAGAUGCAGUCCACUCCCGUGGCACCCGUGGUGCCUAUGCCCGUGUCCGGUGGCAGUGGUUCUGCUCCGGCCUCCGUGGACGGGCGUGAGGAGCAGCCCGAGUUUCCCGGAUCCUCGGCCGCAUCCUACCAGGAGGAGAGAAUGCGGCGGAAGCUGCAGUUCUUCUUCAUGAAUCCCAUCGAGAAGUGGCAGGCCAAGCGCAAGUUUCCCUACAAGUUCGUCGUGCAGAUUGUAAAAAUCUUUCUGGUGACGAUGCAACUGUGCCUUUUUGCCCACUCGCGGUAUAACCACAUCAACUACACGGGUGAUAACCGAUUUGCCUUCUCGCAUCUCUUCCUGCGGGGAUGGGACUCUUCCCGGGAGGUGGAAAGUUAUCCGCCUGCGGUGGGUCCCUUUGCGCUAUACCUAAAAUCAGAGUUUUUCGACACUGUACAGUAUGCCGUCGAUGGCUAUGCUAAUGUGAGCCGAUCGAUUGGACCUUACGACUACCCCACGCCCAACAACACUAUGCCGCCGCUGAAGCUGUGCCUGCAGAAUUACAGAGAAGGCACAAUUUUCGGCUUUAACGAGUCCUACAUAUUCGAUCCCCACGUCGACGAGGUGUGCGUGAGCCUACCGCCGAACGUGACAACCAUUGGGGUAGAGAAUUAUCUCAAACAGCGCGACGUUGAGGUCAAUUUCGCAUCACUAGUCUCCGCGCAGCUGACAUUUAAGAUUAAGACGGUGAACUUCAAGGCCAACGGUGGUCCGCUGUCUGCCCCCGAUUGUUUUCGUUUUGACAUUUCCAUAAUGUUUAACAAUCGAGACCACGACGGGCAGAUGCUGCUCUCACUGGACGCGGAGGCGACGCGACUAAAGUGCCACGGGGCCACAGACUUUAUAUCGGAGGCCAAUUUCGAUUCCAUGCUGCGGAGCGUACUCAAUAUAUUCGUACUUCUAACCUGCGCAUUAUCGUUUGCUCUAUGCACAAGAGCAUUGUGGAGAGCUUACCUUCUGAGAUGUACAACUGUCAACUUUUUCCGAUCGCAUUUCGGCAAGGAGCUGAGCUUCGAUGGCCGCCUGGAGUUUGUUAACUUUUGGUACAUCAUGAUAAUCUUUAAUGACGUCCUUUUAAUCAUUGGAUCAGCUCUGAAAGAGCAAAUCGAGGGAAGGUACAUGGUGGUGGACCAAUGGGAUACAUGUUCGCUUUUCCUGGGAAUCGGCAACUUGCUUGUGUGGUUUGGGGUGCUGCGCUACCUCGGCUUCUUCAAAACCUACAACGUUGUGAUACUGACGCUGAAGAAGGCGGCGCCAAAGAUUCUACGCUUCCUCAUCGCCGCCUUGUUGAUAUAUGCGGGAUUCGUCUUCUGCGGUUGGUUGAUUCUGGGACCCUACCAUAUGAAGUUCCGAUCGCUGGCUACAACGUCGGAGUGUUUGUUUGCACUGAUCAACGGUGAUGAUAUGUUCGCCACGUUCGCCACGCUUUCGAGCAAGGCCACCUGGCUGUGGUGGUUCUGCCAGAUCUACUUGUACUCGUUUAUAUCUCUGUACAUUUAUGUAGUCCUGUCGCUAUUCAUUGCAGUCAUCAUGGAUGCCUACGAUACGAUUAAAGCGUAUUACAAAGAUGGUUUUCCCACCACCGAUCUCAAGGCAUUUGUCGGAACCCGCACUGCAGAGGAUAUCAGUUCCGGUGUCUUCAUGACCGAUCUGGACGACUUUGACCAGACGAACUUCCUGGAUGUGGUGAAGAGCAUUUGCUGCUGCGGACGUUGUGGACGUGAGCAGGAGCCCGUGCAGGCCAAUAGUGGUUACACCAGCCUGUCUAGUAUUAUGAAGUAACUGGGUGCGUAAUACUGAGCCCCAGAUCUUCAUUCUGUUUUGUUUUGUCAGCUUUAUGUGUGUAGUCGAACUUGUUGUUAGCUUUUUGUAUUAGUUUGUUAGUUUGCCAAAGCACUUGAACAGAGAUAAGAGUAACCACAACGUACGUACCUAUGAGAAAUUCCAAAAGCAGCUGUUCUAUUCACAAACAUUAGGUAUGUUCCGAUUUUCACUUUUGAAGAUUUGGUUUGAAUCCGUUAUGCAGAAAUAUAUAUCUUGACUGAAAACCAUUUUCUUUAAUAUUGAAGUCAAUAAUUGUAUAUACCAAAAAGACAAAAAAUUUCAAAUUGUAUUACAAAUAAUUGCCAUUUCUGCAAAAGUAAAUUUUAGUGUGGGAAUACUCCACCAGCUAUGCUGCACUGUGCGAAAUCCAAAAAACGUAAAAUUGCUUUUGUAACGAGAGAUAUUAAGUGUGUGAUAUAAGGCGGAACUAAGAUCAGAGAACAAUAGAAAUUAUAAGGGAGCUAUUUUUGUUGGGAAUAUCGACAUGGGUUUGAUCAAGAUCUUCCAUGAGAACAAAUGCAUCCGAAACGAGUUUACGUACCAAACUAAAAGUCACAGCAAAUAAAUGUACAAAAUUACACGGGUCGAUAAAAAUUAAAACACCCGGCAGUCUACGAAAAGAGUAAUUUUAGAAAGUUUUUGUUUUUCAUAAUGGAAAACGCAAUUUCUGUCGACUUGUGUUAUUUUGACAGAAGCCUUAGUUAAGAAUAUAUUAGGUAUAAUUAUUUUAUGUGUACAAGGAAAACUUUGUAUAAAUAACCAAAAACCACAAAACCAAUAAACUGUUUACAUAACUAAAA